CGUUGUGAGGCCGAGACAGCGAUACAAGGGGACGAAUAAAGGAAGAAAUGCUUAUAGGCGAAGGAAGCGAUUGCUUUCAGGAGUUGGGUCCCCUUCGUCUCUCUCUAUCUCUCCCUCUCUCUCUCUCUCUCCCUGAUUGAUCGUUUUGUUCAGAGGAAAAAUUAGAUUUAGGGAGUUUCAGCAGAGGAGAAAUCAAAUUAAGCAAAUGGGAGUGCUGUCGAACAAGAUCGGGAGGGACAAACUGAAACCUGGGGAUCACAUCUACUCCUGGAGGCACGCCUAUCUCUACGCCCACCACGGGAUAUAUGUCGGAAAGGAAAGUGUUAUACACUUUACGCGGGGUGGAGGCCAGGAAAUCGGAACAGGAACCGUGCUAGACCGCCUCCUUGUGAGCUCAUCAGCUUCCCAUCCUACGGAUAAUCCAUGUCCAAAAUGUGGUGAUCAAUCAAAGGUUGAUGGAGUCAUCUCUUCCUGUCUAGAUUGUUUUCUUUCAGGUGGAGCUCUCUACCUCUUUGAGUACAGUGUCAACCCGGCUGUCUUUCUUGCCAAACCUCGUGGAGGUACCUGCACUCUUGCUAUGUCCGACCCACCAGAAGAUGUUAUUCACCGUGCUUCUUAUCUCCUCCAAAAUGGCUUUGGUAUCUAUCAUAUUUUCAAUAACAACUGCGAGGACUUUGCAAUAUACUGCAAAACAGGUUUGCUUGUGUUCACUAGCAUCAGUGUCGGCCGGAGUGGGCAGGCAGCAUCCCUUCUUGCUGCUACUAGUGCUAUCCUAUCUUCACCGCUUCGAUUUCUUACUACCAGUGUUAGCGGUCUGGCCGCCGUCGGUUACGGCAUGUACUGUGUCAGCCGUCUGGUUUCUGAUAUGGGAGUACGCCGUGAUGUCAAAAAAGUUCCGGUGGAGAGUCUUGUUUCCUGCUCUGCCUCUGGCGUACAAGAGCCAGAAGCCGUAGCUGAGAUAGUGGAGAGUGUUGUUUCCUGCUCUGCCUCUGUCAUAAAUGAGUCAGAAGGCUCGACUAAGAUGGUUAAGGAAGAGUAACCUUUCGACAUGGACAGAAAUUCUGUGGUUUGCAUGGAUGUUGCACUAAUUUGAUUAUUAUAGGGGACAGCAUAGGAUUGUUUGCUUUUGUUUGCUGCCAUUGUUCAUUGUUGUCAUGCUAAAUAUGUAAAUUGACUUGACAUUUGACACAAUUGUUAUUUUUUUAUAUUUAAGUUCCCACAUCGUGGAUGGCAUUUGUUUGGAAAGUAUUUGAGGCUAUUUUUGUUUU
Messenger RNA from Corylus avellana, 1268 nucleotides. Its product is annotated as NC domain-containing protein-like protein. The record is from RefSeq and is a predicted model, not a curated record. Lineage: Eukaryota; Viridiplantae; Streptophyta; Magnoliopsida; Fagales; Betulaceae.